Molecule: messenger RNA, 846 nt
Organism: Alternaria atra
Lineage: Eukaryota; Fungi; Ascomycota; Dothideomycetes; Pleosporales; Pleosporaceae
Exons: 3
Coding region: 1-846 (281 amino acids)
Cellular component (GO): cytosol; intracellular membrane-bounded organelle; membrane
Molecular function (GO): calcium ion binding
Source: RefSeq, a predicted model, not a curated record
AUGCACAAUCACGAGAAGCACGCGCAUUCAGCACCGUCGCCUGACAUUCCGUUGCAGGCGCACGGUAUACCUCUGCUGGAGCGCGACCAGACGCCUCUCAAGUUCGCACGCCGCCAUCAUAGCGAUAUACCCCGUCAUGAUGAGUCCGGAUAUGCGCACUACAAGGAUAUGCAGGACAUCGCCUUGGCGAAUGCCAUACGCGAGUUCGAGGAAGAAUUGAGACUGCGCUGCGGAAUCAAGCGCUUGGAAAUACAGAAACAAAAGCUGAUCGUGUAUUGUCACAGCCAGAGUAAACUAUCACAGCAGGAGCUGGCCGAUCUCCAGAAAGCGACACACUUCGAUAAGAAAGAGUUACAGCAAUGGUACAAAGGCUUCCUGAAGGACUGUCCAUCGGGCAUGCUCACCAAAGAGGAGUUCCAAAAGAUCUAUAAGCAGUUCUUUCCAUUUGGUGAUCCGUCAUCGUUUGCGGAUUAUGUCUUCAAUGUCUUCGACGCAGAUAAAUCCGGCACAAUCGACUUCAAGGAGUUUAUUUGCGCAUUGAGCGUCACAAGUCGGGGCAAGAUGGAAGACAAGCUUGACUGGGCGUUCCAGUUAUACGAUAUCGACGGGGACGGCAAGAUCAGCUACGAAGAGAUGUUGGCGAUCGUCGAAGCCAUCUACAAAAUGGUCGGCUCCAUGGUUAAGCUCCCGGAAGACGAAGACACCCCCGAGAAGCGCGUCAAGAAGAUCUUCCGCAUGAUGGACAAGGACGAGAACGGCAGCUUAGACAUGGCUGAGUUCAAGGAGGGCUCGAAGCGCGACGAGACUAUCGUUUCUGCCCUGUCUCUCUACGAUGGUCUUGUGUGA